Molecule: messenger RNA, 780 nt
Organism: Cyphellophora europaea CBS 101466
Lineage: Eukaryota; Fungi; Ascomycota; Eurotiomycetes; Chaetothyriales; Cyphellophoraceae
Exons: 4
Coding region: 1-780 (259 amino acids)
Source: RefSeq, a predicted model, not a curated record
AUGUCGCGAGAAACAGUCCUCGUUGUCGGCUCAUCCGGCAAUAUCGGCGUCAGCGUCAUCAUCGGGGCGUUACGCUCCAAUCUUGAUGUCCUAGCAGUCGUCCGCGGCAAGGAGUCCGAGGAGAAAGUCUUGCAUAACCUCACUUACGACAAAUCCCUGCCGGUCGAUCGCAUCACUUUCACCUACGCUGAUGUCUUGAGUGACAGCGGCGUGCAGGGUGUCGUGGACGAGGUCAAAGCAGGCAAAUUGCCGGCUUUCCACCAUGUAUAUUCCGCCGUGGGCGCAUACGAGCCCAAGACUCCCAUCUACACCGUUGACACCGCCUCCCUCCGGCGUAUAAUGACCACAGGCUUCGAAGCAGCCUUCUUCGCCUACCGCGCCACCAUGCCCUACCUCCUCGCCCAAGGCGCCAAGACCAGCACCUGGACACUCGUAACCGGCGGCGCUGGCGAAUCCGGCGUGGGAGGCGCCACCGCGACAUCCCAGGGCGCGCUCUUCUCGCUCGCCAACGUCGCAUGCCACGAGAAUGAGGACACCAACGUGCGAUUCAACGAGGUCUACCUCCACUACCGCGUCGACUACGACUUAGUCUGCGACGAAUCGCCCAUGUCGCCUCCGCAGAUGGGCUACGGGAAGCGCAUGCGUGCCAGCGAGUUUGCGGGUGUGUAUGAGAAGAUCCUGGCGGAUGAGAAUGUGCGGGCGGCGAGGGUUAGUGUUUAUGGCUUUGAGGAUUUGGCGGAGUUCAAAUGGAGAAAGAAGUUGCCGCCGAGGAGGUUUUGA